Messenger RNA from Triticum aestivum (bread wheat), 1346 nucleotides. RefSeq lists its product as uncharacterized. Bases 966 to 1346 code for a protein of 126 amino acids. NCBI's taxonomy places the organism in Eukaryota, Viridiplantae, Streptophyta, Magnoliopsida, Poales, Poaceae. The record is from RefSeq and is a predicted model, not a curated record. The transcript has 4 exons.
UCAACAAAAUUCUACCAUUUACUAAAAACUAAUAAAUCUGAUAAAACACGACAACCUUGACGACCCAUUAGAAGCAAGACCUGCGAUAUAUUGGUUUCUAGAGAUUCCAUUCCUCGAUGCCUUUUUGCGAUACAGUUGCUUAGUGGCAUGCUCACUUCUGAAACUUGAUUUGUGUUACUAAAUAGUAAUGUGUUGCUUUAUUUCUUCAUCGUGGGUUAUGUCAUCAAUUAAAUGUUGUAUGAUCUUGAUAAAUAGAAUAAGGUAUCAAAUUCACAUGUUGGCAUGUGUCUCUUUCUUUCUUUUCAUUGAUUACCUACUGACAUAACAGAAAUUUGAAUUGUCCCUUCCCUUGAAACAACAAUUGAUUUCUAGCAUAUGAGAUUUGCACCGUGGCCAGAACUCGAGGAGAUGCUCAUUCAUCAAGCCAUCUUAAAGUCCUUAAGGCAUUGGUUCAAUCUUCUGUAUUAUGAAAGACUAAUUUACUGCUAUUCUGAUCUCCUCCGAGACGAUCAUACUGAUCAUACUGUUUCAGUAUGAUGAAUACUGUUUUUAUUAGUAAGCGAAUGUGUCUGUUCACUUUUUCUGAAUUGUAGCAUUAGAUCAUCCUGUCCGAAUUUGUCCAUGAGUCCUUAAGAGAAAAUAUUCGAUUGUUGUGCUACUGGAAUCAUAGUACGUCUUGGUCCUGUAGGAUUCACUUCUCCGAACCUUGAGAACGGGACACAUUUAAACUAUCAAUUAUAUAACUCUGUUUCUUAGGCUACGUGGUUUAUACAUUUCUUGCUUGCUGGCUUUACUAUUUGUACCCCUAUGUUCAGGGUUGUGAUGUGUAUUCUUGCUUUGGCAAUACUACACCAGGUAGCAUAUUUAACUGCAAUAUAGCCAUUUCUGAGCAAGCUCCAGACCUCUAGGACAUCUUCGGCAGAUGCUGAGCUAAACGGAGGAAGGUUUCGAAAGAAUAGAAAGUUAUGGCCUCCGCCAUACGUCAUUUUCUACUGGCCAUGAAGUGCAGCGAGGAAAUGGAUCCAUGGAAACGUUCAUGGUGGUGGCUGUCAAAAUUACAGAUGCGGCAGCUUGCGGGGUCUAUCCAGAGGAGGAUACUCGCUGAAUCCGUCGUCUGCGCACAUCAAUGGAAAUUUGAUCCCUGUAGCUGCCGUUCGCGGUGGCACUCAUGCCAAUGCUUCAGAUUAGAGAGCACUCGGUAUUAUUAUUUUUGCACCGAAGAACACAACAGCGUUGCAUUUUCAUUCAAUGAGAGGAGCACUAAGAAUAUCACAAAGUACAGAGCAGAUCAGCUUUGGAAGCAACGGAAUCACCAUCUUGAACAACACAUGAGGGGUAGGCAGUAA